AUGGAACAGCAACUAAAGUCUAGUAACGAUCGGUUAAGCGAUAUAACCAGUGCCAUUCUUUCGCUCCCUCCUGAGUUAUUAUACGACAUACUGGACUUCCUGUCACUUGAGGACACGAUCUCGUUUGUGUUCUGCAGAUGGGACUUUUUUAUUGCCUCGCUCGAUUUUCUCAAGAACAAGGUGGGCCCCACGCUUCGACAUCUAAAUGCUCUAGCUAUACUGUUCAACGGAAAUCAGUGGCCAAGGUCUUGGCUAUACAAGAUUGUUCAAAGCUCGAUACAGUGUGAGCAACCAAUACUAAGAGAUAUUUGUAUCCUGACGAACAUCUUCGAAGAUAUUGAAUGUCCGGAGAGAAUCAUGGGGUCCAUUAUAUCUACAUGUGCCGAGUCUGAAUGGCCAGUCUCACACAGCUGUGUUCUUCGAGGAUUUCAAGGAAUCGGUGGCUUUUAUCUACAACGAAGCCCGCAUGCUGUAUUCGAUACGGAUAAAUUAAGCAUGAAUAUAUUACAUGUUGCCAUCUUAAGAAGGGCUCCGCAGGUCUUCAACGUCGUCCAUCGGAUUUUAAAAGAAAUGUCCAAGUCAGAGCAAGCUGACUAUGUCAGCCAGCUCGACCGUAUGGGCCACACCGCGAUGACAUAUGCAAUAUCUACCCGCUCCGUGGACAUGCUUAAUGCACUAGUCCUUAUCGGAACAAACGUGAACCGGAGAGGCUUGCUCGGGUAUACACCACUCAUUGAAGCGGGCUACUUGGGAUAUAGAGAGAUAAUUGAGAGCUUGAUUAGACAUGGCGCGGACGUCACUGCUCGAGACAGUGUUGGUCAUUCUGUCCUGGAACACAUAAUGAACGGCGAAAGUGAGAUGAAGCAACAGCUCCUGGAGAAUAUCAUACCACAUGCUAGUCAGGAGCAGAUAGACAGGGCAUUAAGAUAUGAUCAUGAGAAUACGAAUCAGCAUACGGCGAUGCUCGUAAAGCUUGGCGCAAAUCCUGAAAAUGUGGGUUUAUCGGCUGGUGACAUUCAUUUCAAUUUAUCGCCAUUGAAGGAUCUUGAAUAUGAUAUACCUGAAUGA
Molecule: messenger RNA, 1068 nt
Organism: Penicillium waksmanii
Lineage: Eukaryota; Fungi; Ascomycota; Eurotiomycetes; Eurotiales; Aspergillaceae
Product: ankyrin repeat domain-containing protein
Exons: 1
Coding region: 1-1068 (355 amino acids)
Molecular function (GO): protein binding
Source: RefSeq, a predicted model, not a curated record